Molecule: messenger RNA, 2124 nt
Organism: Oryza brachyantha (malo sina)
Lineage: Eukaryota; Viridiplantae; Streptophyta; Magnoliopsida; Poales; Poaceae
Product: pentatricopeptide repeat-containing protein At2g13600
Exons: 1
Coding region: 46-2103 (685 amino acids)
Biological process (GO): RNA modification
Molecular function (GO): protein binding; RNA binding
Source: RefSeq, a predicted model, not a curated record
UGAAGUACUGAAGCAGAAGCAAGCACGCGCCCAGCGCCUUCUGGCAUGGCGCGACCCCAUCACCACGGCCUCCACCUCGUCUCCCACCUCCGCGCGUCCGCGCCGCUCGCCGACCUCCUCCGCUCGGCGCCCGGGCUCCCGGCGGCCCGCGCCGCCCAUGCGCGGGCCCUCAGGUCCCCCUUCGCGAGCGAGACCUUCCUCCUCAACACGCUCGUCUCCACGUACGCGCGGCUCGGCAGCCUCCGCGACGCCCGCAGGGUGUUCGACGGGAUCCCCCACCGCAACACCUUCUCCUACAACGCGCUCCUCUCCGCGUACGCGCUCCUGGGCCGCGCCGACGACGCCCGCGCGCUCUUCGGCGCCAUCCCGGACCCCGACCAGUGCUCCUACAACGCGGUCAUCGCGGCGCUCGCGCAGCACGGGCGUGGCGGCGACGCGCUCCGCUUCCUGGCGGCCAUGCACGCCGACGACUUCGUGCUCAACGCCUACUCCUUUGCCAGCGGCCUCAGCGCCUGCGCCUCGGAGAAGGCCUGGAGGACCGGGGAACAGGUGCAUGCCCUUGUCACCAAGUCGUCUCGUUGGAGCGAUGUGUACAUUGGUAGCGCGCUUGUGGACAUGUAUGCCAAGUGUGAGCGGCCGGAGGAGGCACAGAAGGUGUUCGAUGCAAUGCCAGAACGGAAUAUUGUUUCCUGGAACAGCUUGAUCACUUGCUAUGAGCAGAAUGGCCCUGUUGAUGAGGCGCUCGUUCUCUUCGUCAGGAUGAUGAAUGAUGGUUUCAUGCCUGAUGAGGUGACAUUUGCAAGCGUCAUGAGUGCAUGCGCGGGUCUUGCUAUGGCUAGAGAAGGACGCCAGGUCCAUGCGUGUAUGGUGAAGUCUGAUAGGCUUAGGGAGGACAUGGUGUUGAACAAUGCUCUUGUGGACAUGUAUGCCAAAUGUGGGAGGACAUGGGAGGCGAGGUGUGUAUUUGAUCGUAUGGCUUUCAGGAGUGUUGUAUCAGAAACAUCAAUGGUAACUGGGUAUGCAAAGUCUGCAAAUGUGGAAGAUGCUCAGGCUGUUUUCUUACAGAUGGUAGAGAAGAAUGUCAUUGCUUGGAAUGUACUCAUUGCAGCUUAUGCACAGAACGGUGAGGAAGAAGAAGCACUUAGGCUCUUUGUCAGGCUGAAAAGAGAGUCAGUUUGGCCAACACAUUACACAUAUGGAAAUGUAUUGAACUCAUGCGCGAAUCUUGCUAAUCUUCCGCUUGGUCAGCAGACUCAUGCCCAUGUCCUGAAAGAAGGUUUUCGCUUUGACUUUGGACCAGAGUCUGAUGUAUUUGUUGGGAACUCCCUCGUGGACAUGUACCUGAAGACAGGGUCCAUUGAUGAUGGUGCGAAGGUGUUCGAGAGGAUGGCAGCCAGAGAUGAUGUAUCAUGGAAUGCAAUGAUUGUUGGUUAUGCACAGAAUGGCCGUGCAAAAGAUGCACUGCAUCUUUUUGAGAGAAUGCUUUGCAGCAAUGAGCGCCCAGACUCUGUCACCAUGAUUGGGGUUUUAUCAGCCUGUGGCCAUUCUGGAUUGGUGAAGGAGGGCCGGAGAUACUUUCAGACCAUGACUGAGGAUCAUGGUAUAACCCCAACCAGAGAUCACUACACUUGCAUGAUUGACUUGCUUGGUCGUGCCGGUCAUCUGAAAGAAGUUGAGGAGCUCAUAGAGGGCAUGCCAAUGGAGCCUGAUGCUGUGCUCUGGGCUUCUCUAUUAGGUGCUUGCAGGCUGCAUAAGAACAUUGAAAUGGGGGAACGGGCAGCAGGGAAAUUGUUUGAGCUUGAUCCUGAUAACUCUGGACCCUAUGUUCUUCUCUCAAAUAUGUAUGCUGAGCUAGGGAAAUGGGCGGAUGUUUUUAGAGUGAGGAGAUCCAUGAAGCACAGGGGCGUUAGCAAGCAACCUGGCUGUAGUUGGAUUGAGAUUGGCAAGAAAGUAAAUGUGUUUCUUGCGCGAGAUAAUGUCCAUCCAUGCAGGAAUGAGAUACUUGAUACCUUGAGAAUCAUUCAGAUGCAGAUGACCAGGAUGAGUGUAGAUGCCGGAAUUGCAGAUGACCUGAUGAACUUCUACUCUGAAGCAUGUGGCUAGAGCUCGAGUUUAGUACGUUAU